CUGUGUCACCACAGAUAAUGCUUCAAACAACAUCUCUGCAAUGGAACUGAAUGAGUGGGAGUGGUUGCAGUGCUUUGGUCACCGUCUACAGCUAGCCAUCGAGAAUUCUCUAAAAGACCUCACCCCAACAUCCACAAGGCAGGCUGUAGAAAGAGCAGUGGGUGUCUGCAAGAAAGUGGUGAGUGCCUUCUCCAAUUCGUGGAAGAGGAAACGUGAAUUGGCCAAAGCCCAAGCAGCACUGGGCUUGCCUCCCCACCAGCUGAUCACCGAAACCCCCACCAGGUGGGGCUCCCGCCAGCAGAUGGUUGCACGCUUCUUGGAGCAGGAGAAAGCCCUUUCACAGGUCCUCCUUGCAGAUAAGAAGGCAAGACAUCUUGUUCCGAGCUGGCAAGACGUGUCAAUCCUGGAUUCGCUCAACAAAGCCUUGGGCCCUCUGUUUGAAUUUACCGAUGCUUUGUCGGGGGAGAAAUAUGUAAGCGUGUCAUUUCUGAAGCUGGUGCUACGUCUCUUUAACGAUGAGAUCCUCACCCCAAAAGAAGACGAAACAGAGCUCACAAAAGCAUUGAAGGGAGGUGUUCUCAAAUACCUCAAUGACAAGUACGACGACCCAGCCACAAACGACCUCCUGGAUAUGGCGACACUGGUCGACCCAAGGUUCAAGACAACUUACAUGAGGGAAAACCGGAUGGAGCUCAUCAAAAACAGAGCUGUCACACAGCUGCUGGGAAUGGUGGAGGGAGAGACGGCACCAGCAACUGAGGCAGCAACAGGCUCCAGCUCACCCACAGCUGCUAAUGUUCCUGAGGACCUCCAUCCAACGAAGAAAAAGAAGACCCUAGCCAGUUAUUUUAAGAAGGCAGUGCAGGGAAACACCCACACCCUGCGCAACAGAGAAAGCCUUGAACUAGAGCUCGCCAUGUACCUCCAAGCACCUGGGCCUGACUCAGAGGCAGACCCGCUGGAGUGGUGGAAGCUGCACGAGCCUAAUUUUCCAUCUGUGGCUCAGCUUGCCAAGAAAUAUCUAUGCCUACCGGCCACAAGUGCAUCAUCUGAAAGGGCCUUCAGUACAAGUGGAAAUAUCAUCACCUGCAAGAGGUCAUGUCUGAAACCCAACACUGUGGACCAACUAGUGUUUCUUGCACUCAACCUGUAAAUGUUGACAUACGUUUCUACCUCUUUAUUGUUAUUGUAGGUUAUUGUUUGUGCUUUAUGUUUGCACAUUUGUUCAUGAAUUAUUAGGCCUAAUGCUUUAAACAGAGUUCUAAUCUGUUCAACCCUGAUGACAUCAGUGAUGUUAACACAAAAUGCUGCACUGCAAUUUUACAGUUAAGAUUUUUUUUUUAAAUGACGCACUUUUGUUUUUUGUUUGUUUGUUUAAUUGUUAUUUUCUUGUCUCAGGCUUAAAGCUUAUGCACUUAAGUGGAAUUAAUGUAUUGAUUGCCAU
This is a messenger RNA of Cyprinodon tularosa, 1444 nucleotides long. Its product is annotated as E3 SUMO-protein ligase ZBED1-like. Lineage: Eukaryota; Metazoa; Chordata; Actinopteri; Cyprinodontiformes; Cyprinodontidae. The transcript is spliced from 4 exons. Gene Ontology annotation, molecular function: protein dimerization activity. The record is from RefSeq and is a predicted model, not a curated record. The coding region runs from base 41 to 1153 and encodes 370 amino acids.